AUGCCUCCUUCCCCAGGCAAGAUCCAUUCCCUACCAGUGAAAGUAUUAUACAAUAUCGACACAUCCACUCAAUCAUACCUCACGAUACUACACGAUCGUCAAGAUGUAUAUGUGCAUCCAGGAUCAUCGGCUGGUACUAUCAGCGGGAAUGGAAGUGAAGGUUCGUUGGGUAGUUGUACGUUGAAAUCUGUAGCUCGGGGAAUAUGUUUUGCGAGUCCCGAAUGUAUACCAAAUACAACAUCGCUAGAUUUCUCAGUGUACAAUCUGGAUCCAACAACGCAUCGACCUUCUUCUGCCAGAGCAUUUCCAAAUCCGAAUUCACCUGGUUUUGGAUCUGGAGAUGCAUCUUCCAAUACAUUGUCAUGGACAGGAAGAGGCUUUCUAUCUUGGGUAUUGAGUGAAAACGGAAUAGGAACAACUCUGAUAAAAGGAAGAUUAGUAAGAGAAUAUGAAUUUUCGAAUAUACAUUUCGCUCCUGAAGGUGGAUUAGAAGGUCUGAUGGCUGCCGCAGCUUCUUCCGGAAAUGGAAAUGGCAAUGGGCAUGGAGAAAGUGAUAUGGAAGAUUUGGAUGGAAAAGGUUGGGGAUUAGAAGUUGGUAUAAGUCUAAGACAAUUAAACCCAGAUGGUAAAAUUGAAUUUCAAAGUAAGAAAGAAUUUCAAGAUAUGCUUUCAAAAGGAAAAUCAAAUUCAAAUUCAACUUCAACUUCUAUUACGGCUUCCUCUCCAAUCAGAUCAACGACAAAUACGGCUGGUCCAUCAAAUUCUGCUAGUACACCUAUACCAGUACCUAGAUCCUCACCUUUAAUCAAUAGUACACAUAGGUUCAACGGAGGUACACCACAUAUAACUGGAACUCCGCAACCUGGACUUUCAGCUUCUUCGACUGCUACGAUAAGACCUUUGAUCCAGCAUCCAACACCUGUCCCCAUCAAUCACCAAAAUCAUUCUUCUUCCAGACCAUCUUCAUCGUUAUCCCAUCGUCCAUCUUCUUCCUCAAUGCCCCCGUCAUCCUUGCCUGCUCUUCCGUCAAGCUCGAAUUUACCUUCAAGCAGACCUUCUUCGUCAACAGGUGAAUCUCGGCAAUCACAACCGCAACCGCAAGCACCGCGACCUCUUCCUCAAUCACAAUCCCAGUCUCAACCACAGCCCCCUAUGAAAACACACAAACCAGCGCGAGCUGAACACACUCAAGCACAUGCGCAGCUGCAAGCUGGUCCUUCACAAGCACGUAAUAGGGAAGUAACACCGCCACCUAUACCAAGAUCGAAAUCACCACCACCUUCAACACCGUCUCGUGCAAAAUUGCAUGCUUUGUUAAGAGCAGACGGAAUGAUGUCACCUGAUCUCGCGAGACAUUUAGCUUCUAAUCCUGUUUUACUCAAUCUACUCAAAGCUGUACCGACGAAUUCGAACGCUUUGACUGCUCUAAGGAAUAUAACGGGUAUCAACAAAUCACCUCAUGACAAGAUCAAGAAAGGAUCGGGAUCGGCAUUAGCUUCAGCUUCAAUUCUAGACGAUGAUAAAGAAAGAGAUAAUAGUCCAGAAGCUACAACACCAACUCCAUCUGCUCCACCUCUCCUUACCCCAAGUAAGAUGACGAGAAAUAUGACGGAAGGUUGUUGUAAUUGUGGGACGAUGACUAGUAGUUGCUGGAGAACCAAAAAGAUGAAAGACGGGACUCCCAGAAAAGUUUGCGAUGAUUGCGGAUUGUACUUCAACGAGUAUAAGAAGAUGCGUCCGCCUGAAUUAUGGAAUCAACCUUUCAAACAAGGAUCAUCAUCUACUUCUACGAAUGAGCCCAAACGUAAACUCGCUCAUGGGCACGAGAUAAUAAACGAUGGUCCAGCGUCUGGGCUACGUUCCUCACCAAGAUUGAAUCGUACGAACUCAGAUAAGGAUACACAUACACUGUCCAGUACAGGAAUAUCAACAUCUGCAUCCAUGUCAUCUGCAACAUCAUCGAUGAUGAAUAUACAACCUGAUUCACCUAGGAAAAGACAGAAAAUCAAAGCUCCACCGCCACCAAGUCCUAGAAGAGCAACAAGAGCAAGUGUAAGAGAAGGUACAAGUGCAACUGGAAGUGAUUUCGGUGCGGAAGUAUUUGGGUUUUCACCUAAUACAUCCAUUUUCGGUACUUCUCCUGCAGUACCUCUACAACAACAAGAUUCGUUUGGCACUGUCAUGUCAGGAAUGAUCAAUCAGCAAUCCACAUCUCAAACCGGAUUUAAUAACAUCAAUGAUAAUAACAAUAAUAAUGUCAUACAUAAUGGAAAUGGUAUAACACCCAAUGGAAAUGAAUUAUUAUCGACACCUAUAGAUCCUCAACAUGAUAUUGACAUAAAUGCCUUUUUGGCACAAAUGGAUUCUUCAACUGAAGGUGGAUUCAAUCUCGAUAAUCUAUUCAAUGGUCUAGGUGAUGGAAUGGGUGUUGAAUUAAGUCAGGAAAUGCAAGAUCUACUUAAUGGUUGGGAAACUCAAUUGAAUGAUCCAAACUUAUUAGGAAAUUUGGAUAUGUCAUUACUAGGUGAUGGCAGUGCUAAUAGUAAUAGUAAUGGUCAUGGAUUGGAAAACACCGGUGGGCAUUCGAUAGGGAUGGGCUAUACGUCGAAUGGGAAUACCGGGACUGGAUCGUGA
Molecule: messenger RNA, 2634 nt
Organism: Kwoniella shivajii
Lineage: Eukaryota; Fungi; Basidiomycota; Tremellomycetes; Tremellales; Cryptococcaceae
Exons: 4
Coding region: 1-2634 (877 amino acids)
Biological process (GO): regulation of DNA-templated transcription
Molecular function (GO): sequence-specific DNA binding; zinc ion binding
Source: RefSeq, a predicted model, not a curated record